Molecule: messenger RNA, 5686 nt
Organism: Phacochoerus africanus (Common warthog)
Lineage: Eukaryota; Metazoa; Chordata; Mammalia; Artiodactyla; Suidae
Gene: AHI1
Product: Abelson helper integration site 1
Exons: 25
Coding region: 377-3664 (1095 amino acids)
Biological process (GO): motile cilium assembly
Cellular component (GO): ciliary basal body
Molecular function (GO): protein binding
Source: RefSeq, a predicted model, not a curated record
CAGGGCCGCGGUCCAGGCAGCGAGCACUGGCCGCUUCGGUUGCCAUGGGGACGGCGGCGUAGGCAGGGGCUGACGUCAGAGGGUGGCUAGCUGCCCGCACUGCGGUACCCAGCGGGUUCUCAGAGCCCGGGUGGCUGGCGGCUGGGGCGGCUGCGCGGCCGCCUCACUACCCGCCCGCCCCGCCUGGGCUCUUUUUCCGAUCCCGGGGUUGGCUUCGGCGGGACCGGCAGUUGGCUGCUCUGCGCCCUUUUCUCCGGUGCCAACCUGGUGCUGAAUCUUGAACCUGUGAAAUGCCUUCUUAAUUACAUCUGAGAAAAGGAUCCUGUUUGAGUCAAUACUUUACCCUAUAACUCAAUGUUCUUCAUAAAGCUGAGAUAUGCCCACAGUUGAAAGUGAAGCCACAGUGGAGACCAAAGUUCGUGUUGAGGAGUUGCUUAAGGCCCACAAUGAUCUAAUAUGUGAAAGAAAAAAACUGAAGAAAAAAAUUGGCAAAUCUGGAGAAAAAAUCUCACUUGGCACCCUUAGAAGCAAUCUUCAGAAAAUCAAGGAACCGAAAAGCGAUGCCGUAAGUGCUGCUAACACCAAUAACCCGGAGAAGAACAUGCGAGUCACUAAAAACAAACCAAGGCAUCCACGGUCAGCACAUUCAGAGCCAGAAGAUGAUGUUAGUGUGGAGGAAGACAAGCAAGAAAAGGCAAAUAAAAUACACACAGCCCUCCAGGUGACUGCGUCGCAAGAGGAACUGGAAACGCCGGAGAAGAAGGAGGACGCCACACUUCAGAAAGCGCGGACCAAGCCACAGCCAGGCGGCACUCAGGAGAAAAGUGAGAAGGACGAGGAAGAAAGAGAAAAUAAGAGUGUAGAUGAGGAGGAAGAACUGAUGCGAGUAUACCAGCUCCAGGUAGCUGAAGAAAUGGCAAAGGAGAUUAAGAAGAAAAUCAGAAAGAAACUCAAGGAGCAGCUAACUUACUUUCCCUCAGAUACUUCAUUGCAUGCUGACAAAUUGAUCGGUGAAAAAAGAAAAAAGAAAAAGAAGAAAGUUCCAAUCCUGUCUCAGUCUGAAACAAGUACAUUGAUCAUCUCUGAUGACCCAAUUGAAGGUGAACAAAAGAAAUCUCUAGUUGGAACAGUUACUUCAGAGUCUCGUCAAGAUGAUGAAAUAAACUCAGUGGAACAAAAUGUAGAUGACAACAUGCAAGAGGACACAAAAUCCAAACCAAAAAAAAAGAAAAAGAAGGCUAAAGCAGCCCCGUGUGAUCGCCACAAUCUCUGCUGGUUUCUCUGUCCCCCAGUAGGGGCCUUCUGCCAGGGGCCACGCCUGGACUCUCAACUUCUAGAUGCGCCCAGAAUUGUUUCAGAUGAUAAUGAGGACACUGAUGGCGACGGUGUUCAUGAAAUAACAAGCCGAGAUAGUCCAGUUUAUCCCAAAUGUUUGCUUGAUGAUGACCUUGUCCUGGGAGUUUACAUUCACCGAACUGAUCGACUUAAAUCAGAUUUUAUGAUUUCUCAUCCGAUGGUAAAAAUUCAUGUGGUUGAUGAGAAUACUGGUCAAUAUGUCAAGAAAGAUGAUAGUGAACGGCCAGUUUCAUCUUACUAUGAAAAAGAGAGUGUGGAUUAUAUUCUUCCUAUUAUGACCCAGCCAUAUGAUUUUAAACAGUUAAAAUCAAGACUUCCAGAGUGGGAAGAACAAAUUAUAUUUAAUGAAAACUUUCCUUAUUUGCUUCGAGAUUUUGAUGAGAGCCCUAAAGUCAUCCUGUUCUUUGAGAUUCUUGAUUUCUUAAGCAUGGAUGAAAUUAGGAAUAACUCUGAAGUUCGAAACCAGGAAUGCGGCUUCCGGAAGAUCGCCUGGGCAUUUCUCAAGCUUCUAGGAGCCAAUGGAAAUGUAAACAUCAAUUCAAAACUUCGCCUGCAGCUGUAUUACCCACCUACUAAGCCUCGAUCUCAGUCAAAUGUUGUUGAGGUUUUUGAGUGGUGGUCCAAAUGUCCAAGAAAUCGUUACCCAUCAACAUUGUAUGUAACUGUAAGAGGACUGAAAGUUCCAGAAUGUAUAAAGCCAUCUUACCGUUCUAUGAUGGCUCUUCAGGAAGAAAAACCAGUGUAUUGUGAACGACACCAUGAGCCAAGUUCAGUAGACACAGAACCUGGAUUAGAAGAUUCGAAGGAAGUGGUGAAGUGGAAACGACUGCCUGGGCAGGCUUGCCGUAUCCCAAACAAGCACCUCUUCUCACUAAAUGCAGGAGAGCGAGGAUGUUUUUGUCUUGCUUUCUCCCACAACGGAAGGAUAUUAGCAGCAGCCUGUGCCAGCCGAGAUGGAUAUCCAAUUAUUUUAUAUGAAAUUCCUUCUGGACGUUUCAUGAGAGAAUUAUGUGGCCACCUCAAUAUCAUUUAUGAUCUUUGCUGGUCAAACGAUGACCGCUACAUCCUUACCGCAUCAUCUGAUGGCACUGCCAGGAUAUGGAAAAAUGAAAUAAACAAUACAAAUACUUUCAGAGUUUUACCUCAUCCUUCUUUUGUUUACACGGCUAAAUUCCAUCCAGCUGUAAAAGAGCUGGUUGUUACAGGCUGCUAUGAUUCUGUGAUACGUAUAUGGAAAGUCGAUAUGAAAGAGGAUCCCGCCAUAUUGAUCCGGCAGUUUGACACUCACAAGAGUUUUAUCAACUCUCUCUGUUUUGAUAUGGAAGGUCAUCACAUGUAUUCAGGAGACUGCACAGGGGUGAUUGUGGUUUGGAACACAUAUGUCAAAGUUAAUGACGUGCAGCAUUCAGUUCGCCACUGGAGUGUAAAUAAGGAAAUUAAAGAGAGUGAGUUUAAGGGGAUUCCAAUAAGCUACCUGGAAGUUCAUCCCAAUGGAAAACGUUUGUUAAUUCAUACCAAAGACAGCACUUUGAGAAUUAUGGAUCUCCGAAUAUUAGCAGCAAGGAAAUUUGUAGGUGCAGCAAAUUAUCGAGAGAAGAUUCAUAGUACUUUGACACCAUGUGGGACUUUUCUCUUUGCUGGAAGUGAGGAUGGUGUAGUAUAUGUUUGGAAUCCGGAAACAGGAGAACAAGUAGCAAUGUAUUCUGACCUGCCAUUCAAGUCACCCAUUCGAGACAUUUCAUAUCAUCCACUUGAAAAUAUGGUCGCAUUUUGUGCGUUUGGACAGAAUGAGCCGAUUCUUCUAUAUAUUUAUGAUUUCCAUGUUGCCCAGCAGGAGGCUGAAAUGUUCAAACGCUACAAUGGAACAUUUCCAUUACCUGGAAUACACCAAAGUCAAGAUGCUUUAUGCACCUGCCCUAAACUGCCUCAUCAAGGCUCUUUUCAGAUUGAUGAUUACGUCCCCACUGAAAAUUCUUCAAUGAAAAUGCAGCAAGUGAAACAGAGGCUUGAUUCUGUCACAGAGGUGAUACGAGCCUGUGCUGCAAAGGUCAACAAAAAUCUCUCAUUUACUUCAACAUCAGCCUCCUCACAACAGGCUAAGUCAAAACAAUCAAACAUGCUGGAUGCUCAUCAGAUUCUGCGUCAGUUUGGUUUCACUCAAGCUGGAUGUUUCACUCCUGCACAUGCAGAUACUGGGAAUGCAAGAUUCAUUCAUACAUUCAGGAUUAUCAGCACAGAAAGGAAGCCUUGUAACCAUCAUGUAGACACAGCACCAACGGGUUUAACAGAAGAAAAUAUUGAGAGAUAAGUAGGAAAACGUCUAUCCAAAAAGUUAACAAAGUGGGAUAUUUGUAAGCUCAAACUUUCUACUACUCCUGGCUGCAAAGAAGAGCUACUCCUCAGGCCUGAGGAAGGAAUGAAGGCGAGUGGGCCAGGAUUUCAGAAUGGCUGAGGCGGGAGCCCUGCGUGCCUCCAUCCUCAUCUAUAACCCCAGUUUCUGGCCCACCUCUCUGCAGUUCCUCCUGCUCUAAGCACUGCCAUGAAUGCUUGGGUCUAGGAGAGUGCUGGACAGUAGGGGAGGGAAAUAAGACUUCCUCAGGCCUCUGUCACAGGGAAAGAUGUGUUCCUGACGUUCCAAGUUGAAGUGAACGUCUCUGUCAAUAAAUGGUUACAGACGAUAUAGUCUGAUCCUCUGGCACCAUCAUGUAGUACAGUGUUCUUCAGACAAGUAUAGAUGAGCCUGAGAACAAAACCACUUUUGUCCCGUGCUUCUCAGUUCUUUCUCGCUCUUCUUAAUGUAUUCAUUGUCCUUUUUUCAUUUAUUACCUGAAUUUUAAUUUUUCGUUUGGAAUUUUUUUUUCCUUUUGACACAAAUAAUACCAUGAUACCCCAGGUGCCUUUGAGAGAUGAAGUAGAAUAGAACAUCCCGCCAUGCCAGGACCUCCUCCACCAAAAAGAACUAAACCCGUCUUCUUAACUGGCUCUAGUCACUACUUGCUUUUUUGUAUUCAGAGCUCUUAAUUUUGUUCAUAUCUAAGAGUAUAUUUUCAAGUUAUUUUUUUUCAACAACUAAAAAUUGAGAGGUUUAUGACCUGAGUUGACAGAUUUUAGACUAUCUCUCAGUUGUCUUUGCAUAAGACAGCUUACCAGGGUUUUUAAUUAUUUGAAUAUAAUUUUUUCCCUUCAAAACAUUGUAGACAUUGGUCAUCUUUUGCCCUCUGUCAUUUAGUAUUUCAGGAGAAACGUUGGAUAUCAGCCCAUGUCCGUGGAUAGUUGUUGCUUUGUAUAGGCAACCUGUUUUGCCUGCUCAUGUGUUACAGAUUCUCUUUUCUUUUCUGUAUAGCUAAUGUCCUAGCUCAGAUUUGAUGUGUAAAUGUGUGGCUUUCUUUUCACUCAUUUUUGGUCUGAAUGAUAUUCACUCAGACACAUGUUACUAUUAGAGGAAAAGCAAAUAAGACAUUAGACAAUGAUAAUGUUAGAUGACACAGAAAUAAUUAGGUCAUUCCACUUUAAGAGCUACUUGCUGCACCUGCUUAUAGCCUACAUCAAGUUAAGGAUAAUAUCAGACUCAGAUUAAUCAGAGGUCAUUGUCUAAACCCUGAAAGGCAGGUGUAAAAGUUAGUUAAUAGUUAAAUCAGCAUAGGCUUGAAUCCCAUAGUCACUUCAAAUGAAGGACUUAUUUGCACACCAAAGAGAAAUAGCAACUAGCAUAAGGAAGUAUUCUACCAACAUGUUUGGUCUUUUCUUAUUUUAGGUUAUCGCACAAGGUAUAGUUAAAACAUACCUGCCCUUUAAUGUAGAGUCCUAUGUGCAGCAUUUCCCAUAGCUUUUCAUAUUUUCUGGUGGCAUUAAAACAUGGCAAGUCAUGCUUAAUAUAUAAAGAAUUUUUAAUGACUUGAGGAGAAUUGUUUUUGAAUCUCUUCCAGUGAAAACUGAUAAAAUUCAAUUCAAAUAACAUCAUUAUGGCCUAUUGUAAUCAAUCAUUUUUGUAAAGCUCCUGCAUUCCCAACCUGUAACACUAUGUAAUACUGUUUCUUUCUUCUUAUUUUAUUCGUCAGUUCCACAGCUCUCAUUAAUGAGAACAAGUUUUCUUUUAACAAAACGGAUUUGGGGGUAGUUUAUUAAAUUACAGCUUACAUUUUCAUAAAAGUCCACACAUCUACCACAGCAGCUUGAAACAAACCCCAGUCUGUCUCAUCUGGAUUAUACCAAUUACAGAACAGUUUUUCCAUUUGUCUAAGUUUUGCAUAAAUUAUUAGGAAUUAAAAUAUCCUAGCUUGAUUAGAAAUUUAAAUGUUGAUCAUUAUUCUUCAUUGUUAUCAGAACAGUU